Molecule: messenger RNA, 1140 nt
Organism: Acaromyces ingoldii
Lineage: Eukaryota; Fungi; Basidiomycota; Exobasidiomycetes; Exobasidiales; Cryptobasidiaceae
Exons: 1
Coding region: 28-1032 (334 amino acids)
Cellular component (GO): nucleus; cytoplasm
Molecular function (GO): ATP hydrolysis activity; nicotinamide-nucleotide adenylyltransferase activity
Source: RefSeq, a predicted model, not a curated record
GCAUUGGCCCGAGCAGUACUAAGUGCAAUGUCGGCCGCGCGACGCAAGGCAAUCAGCGAUGGCCUGGCAGCCUUUGCCGCGCAGGCGUCAAGCCCCAAGCCGCUCCAGAUACUCUAUUCGACAAAGCCCAAUUGGCCGGGCAAAGACGUCAGCGGCGGCGGCGGCAGCGGAGCGGCGACGAAGCCGGCCGGUCUUGACAUUGCUGUGCUCGACUCGUCGUUCAAUCCGCCGACAAAGGCCCACGCGGCUCUGGCGCUGUCCAGUCCCGUGCGAGCUGCUGCUAUCGACAAGGGCAGCAGCAGCAGCAGUGCCGCGAGAAAGGGGGCCUACGACGCGCACCUGCUCCUCUUCUCUGUCCGCAAUGCCGACAAGGGCACGGGCAAGGCGGGCGACGCAUCGACGGUGCAGCGUCUCGAGAUGAUGCACCUCCUCGCACACGAUGUCGAAGCGCGGCUGCGCGACGAGGACCGCGAAGCGAGCGUGGCCGUGGCCCUCGUCGAGGAGCCGCUGAUGAUUGCGAAGAGCACCCUGAUCCACCAGUACCUCGGCCCUGCCGCGUCGGCCCAGACGAGCCUGCACUGGGUCGUCGGCAUGGACACGCUCGAGCGCUUCUUCCAGGUAAAAUACUAUCCCUCGCCGCGCUUCUUUGAAGACGCCUGCGGGCAGUUCUUCGAGAAGGAACGCACGAGGUUUGUAUGUGCGCGCAGGGGGCCCGAAUCGCUGCCCAACAGCGACAAGGCCCGCGCAGGCGGUAGCAGCAGCGACGACGAGGACAAGUUUCUCAGGAGCGAUCCCGUCGCUCGGUGGCUCGACUGCGGAUCCGUCGCCAUCAUCGAUCUUCCAGCCGAGGCACAGGGCAUCAGCAGCACGGCGGUCCGCUCGCUCGCUUCUGCGUUGGAGGAGGGCAAGCAGGCCGGCACGGCGACUGAAGAGGAGCUAAAGCGUCUGACGACGCCCAGCAUCGCAAAGUACCUCAUCGACGAGUCAGUGUAUCAGCCGCCAAAAAAGCAAGAAGAUUCAUCGACAUCCUAACAUAUACUCUUGGGCUAAAUGCUAUAAUCAUUGCACACCAGUCACACGAGCAAGAGCAGACGAGAUCCCGCCAGUCGCUGAAGGCGGCCUAUUUUUUAUAUAUACAGA